Molecule: messenger RNA, 1209 nt
Organism: Metarhizium brunneum ARSEF 3297
Lineage: Eukaryota; Fungi; Ascomycota; Sordariomycetes; Hypocreales; Clavicipitaceae
Source: RefSeq, a predicted model, not a curated record
AUGGAAAAGACCUGUGCAGCCUUGCAGGCCGCCCUCGGUUCCGACAAGGUCCUGUUUCCGGGAAGCGACGCAUACGCCGCAGCGCUUACGUCGUAUUUUAGCCCGCAAGUCUCGGGCCUCCAUCCCCAGUGCUUCGUCACGCCCAGGUCGCCCCGCGAUGUAUCCUGCGUGAUUGAGACCAUGAGAGCCACCGGAGGCGAGUUUGCCAUACGGGGCGGCGGGCACCAGUGGUUCCGAGGCGCGACCAGUUGCUCCGGAGUCACAGUCGACAUGCGCGGCCUCGACUCGGUCGUCAUCAGCGGCGACAGGUCGAGCGUGACUGUCGGCGCGGGCGCGACAUGGGACGCCGUCUACGAGACGCUGGAUGUGCUGGGCUUCAGCGCCGCGGGCGGCCGUGUUGCCGGCGUCAUUUUGUUCGAGGUUGUUCUCGCCGACGGCUCCGUUGUCGAGGCCAGCGAGCAGCAAAACUCGGACCUGUGGCUGGCGCUCCGCGGCGGGUGCAACAUCUUUGGCAUCAUUACUAGCCUCGAUGCCGUCGACCAGCAAGCCCGCGUGUAUGCCGAGCUUAUGGAUCCGGCCAAGUAUGACGAGAAUGCGUCGUUCCUCUUUGGCUGGUCUUUCAACAGCACGCACAAAUUGAGCGUUGCCCUGAACCUGCUCAUCUACACCAAGCCCAACGGCAACGAGGUCCCCCAGGUGCCGCCUUUUACCAACCGACAAGGCGUCUCACUGCAGCCGCCACAAGCGGCCCGCUACCUCUCGACAACGGUGACCUUUGCGCCUACAGAGGCCAUGAUCCGCGCCACGUUCGACGCCUACAACGCCAGCUUGCCGUCGGUACAGGACAUCGCAGGCAUCAGUUGGAACAUCAACCUGGAGGCGCUGCCGCCGCAGCUGUACGCGCUGGGGCUGGCAGACCGGUCCGGGCGGCUCGCCGUGUGUCUCUUGUCGCCUGCGUGGUCUCGUGCCGGCGACGACGACAAGGUAUACGCGGCGGCGCGCACGCUCAUGGAGGAGAUUAACUGUAGAGCAAGGGACCUCGGGGCACACGACCCGUACAUCUACAUGAACUACGCGGCGCCGGGGCAGGAAGUGAUUGCGAGCUACGGGCAGGCGAGCGUGGCACAGCUGCAGCACGUCAGGGCAAGGGUUGAUCCCCACGGCCUCUUCACCCAUCAGGUUCCCGGGGGGUUCAAGAUUCCCCAGUGA